CUCCCUGUUGCUUUCAGUCUUUCUCUCUCUCUCUGUCCCACCAGUACAGCCUGGGACAUUGUAGGAAGGCUUGGUUGAGGCAGAUCAACUGGCUGAAGUGGAGACACUUUCUCCAGUGUCAGCACAGCCCGUUCCCCACGUUUUCUAGGCUCCGUGGACCAAGACGCGUUCAAAAAUUUGCCAAGGUUUGUGCUCUGCACCAGGUUUUAUCAUCUGCAGAGGAAGAUUCUAAAUAAGAGCGGACAAUGGAUUAUUCUACUGUGGGGAGUGAAGACCCUGCCCCCCAGUAUUUCGAACAUCCCCAUUUGCAAGCAAAUGAUGACGCAGACCUAUUCUUUCCUGCAUCAGAGGGUGUUGAUGCUGGGGCCAUGCCCACCUACUUCUCUCGUAUGUCUGAAUCCUACAGACACUCUCCAGUGCGGCAGUUGUAUCCCAUCCUCAAUGGUUUGCAGUGGCUGGAUGGGCACCCUUACAACACAGCAGCUUGGGCCUCCAGUUCUUCUGGAAAGCCCCACGCUGGACUCCCAAUCUACACCUCUGCCACAUCCUCCUAUCAGACCCUCCAAGCGCCUCCCUCGCCCAAGGACCUCAGCCCUGAUGACAAGGAGAGCCCCAGAUACCUGGAGAUGUUGAAGACGGAGCGGAUGAGCCCCACUCAUGCCGAACUGCUGCCUUUGGGAACCCCGACCGGAGCAGCUUACACAAUGGGGCAGGACUUUGGAUACUUCCAGCCGUCUGGGAGUCCUUUGACAGCUGGGUAUUCCUCUAAACUACGGGGGACAACACAGCUCUCCCCUACUGAGGCGCGAGAGUGCGUGAACUGUGGAGCCACAGCCACGCCACUGUGGCGAAGGGACGGCACUGGUCACUACCUCUGCAAUGCCUGUGGGCUCUACCACAAGAUGAAUGGGCAGAACAGGCCUCUCAUCCGGCCAAAGAAACGUCUGAUCGUCAGCAAGCGAGCUGGCACCCAGUGCAGUAACUGCCAAACGACAACCACCACCCUCUGGCGCCGAAAUGUGAACGGAGAACCAGUAUGCAAUGCCUGCGGUCUCUAUUUCAAGCUGCACAAUGUGAAUCGUCCCUUGGCAAUGCGCAAAGAUGGGAUCCAGACCCGGAACCGCAAGGUCUCUUCAGCCAAGUCCAAAAAGCGCAAGGGGAAUUCCGGAGACGCUGCCAUGUCCACCCCAACCCCCUUGGAGAUGAUGCCACCGCCUCUGAUGGGGGAAGAAGCAGCUGCCCUCUAUACUCUCAGCCCUAUGAUGUUGCCAGGACAUUUGCUCCCUUUUGGACCCAAUCCACACCUGCUAGGCUCUCCACCAGGCUUUCCUCCACAGGCUUCUCCUGCCCCACAUGGCUCCCCUGGGGUUGUCUCUGCAUUGGGGUAAAGAGCCCUACAACCACACAACAACCCACAGCAUUCAUGUACAGUGACUCUGGGACCAAUAAGCAAGGAGUGCACAUCUCUCUUGAUAAUUUUUUGGAGCACGUGUAUUAACUGUUUGCAGCAUGGGCCCCUUGGAAGAACAGGUGAAAAGAAUAACAACGGGAGGGUGCUCUGAUCCCGCAGCUCGUCAGUAGAGAAGACAUAUAUCAUGGGGUAGUUCCCCCCAAGCAGCGGACGAGGGGGUGAUAAAGUAGUCAAGCUCUUUUGCAGGCUGACUGUGCCGCUUCAUACUGCAAGUGAGAAAUGCUGGGGCUGAGGCUGAAUGCUUCCCCAUCGGGGAGCAGGUGAUGGGAACAUGUGCUGUCCAUGCAAGGGAACACAGGAUGCUGUCUCACCCCGAGUCAGACCACUGGCCCAUUUAGCAUUUGCUACACUGACUGGCAGCAACUCGCAAGGAUUCCGGCCAGACGUCUUUUCUGGUCAUUCUGGAGGUGCCGGGGGUUGAACCCCGCAUGCAAGGUAUUUGUGUUACAUUCGGGCUAUGAAGAAACAACGGAAGGACAACUCUUCUCUCUGACAUCCACUGUUUCCUAUGCAUGAAAGAAGAUUCUUGUGCAGUCUCUCCACCUACUAAGCCAUAGACGGAAGCGAGCUACUGAUCCCUCCUCCGCCCAGCUUUCUCCACCCCAUCUGUAAAGAGCUGCUGUCCAAUUAUCUCCAACCACAUUCCCUUCCUUGCCUAUUUGGCUGAGCAUGCCCAGCUCAUUUGCGUACCUUACAUACUCCAGGAGUAUCUGCACCUGCUUUUCUGCCCUCCCAGCUAUGUUCCCCCUGUGGAAUAAUUCGGGUGAGGGCUCUGCGUGUGGCUGGAUGCUUCCCCUGCAGCCUGGAUUGCAUGAAAACAACAAGUUCAUAAUGAGCACCUGUUCUCUGCACCUCCACCACUGCCAGACUGGUGAACUGGCCCAUCAUAAGCAAAGCACAUACUUUUGAACAGUGCCUCCCUUCUCGUCUUAGGGAAGCACGUGUACAAAUGCAAAAAGAAAUCUAGUUUUAUGCUUGUGGGGAAUAGUGCUUCCGCUCAUCCUAUUUGUCAUGUAUAUGGUAAACUGACCCUGCCUUUUUAAGUCAGUCACCCCAUCCUGAAUCCUCCUUAUGUUCCUGUACAGUGGAACCUCGGUUUAUGAACACCUCGGUUUACGAAUUUUCAGUUUACGAACGCCGCGGACCCAUCUGGAACGGAUUAAUUCACUUUUCAUUACUUUCAAUGGGAAAGCUCGCUUCAGUUUAUGAACGCUUCAGUUUAUGAACAGACUUCCAGAACCAAUUACACCAGGCAUCCCCAAACUUUGGCCCUCCAGAUGUUUUGGACUACAAUUCCCAUCUUCCCCGACCACUGGUCCUGUUAGCUAGGGAUCAUGGGAGUUGUAGGCCAAAACAUCUGGAGGGCCGCAGUUUGGGGAUGCCUGAAUUACACCCAUGCUUCUGGUUAAGUACGCUUCAGGUUGAGUACUCCGUGGAUCCAUCUGGAACGGAUUAAUCCACUUUCCAUUACUUUCAAUGGGAAAGCUCGCUUCAGUUUAUGAACGCUUCAGUUUAUGAACAGACUUCCGGAACCAAUUGUGUUCAUAAACCGAGGUACCACUGUAUACCUGCCUACAAUGCAAGUGGCAAUCCUAACAGUCACCCCCACCCCCAUUAUGUAUCUCAGCUGUCCCGUCCCGUCCCCGGCAAGCCAAGACACUGGCAAAAGUGUGGCUAUCAGUGUGGCUAUCAGUAGAGAUUUAGGGAAAAAGUUGUUCCAUGUACAUCUCAGCUGCUCGCUACUGCUUGCCUAUUGUGGGACACGUGAGUUUUGUUUUGGGACUCCUUUGCCUUGGGGAAUGCUGCACUCGGGCACGCCACUUCCAUCUGCAGUGUUGUUCAAUCCAGGAAAAAAAACCUUUCCACUUGUUUCUGCUGACUGUCUAAACCGACCCGUUAAAAAUUAGUUGCUGAGCAGGGCAAUUUGUACAUGUUUGGUACCGGAGUGAACCGACUUUUGUCCUGCACGAUCUACUGAAAAACGGGGGGACAUCCAUCAUUGUCUUUCAAUUUACAAAGCAAAGCACACUCAUGAUCUCUUUAACAGUUAAGGCACAACUAAUCUGCUUUAUUAUAUAUUCCAUUUGUAACCUGGAAUUAAGUCACCUCUGCCUGCCAUUGGCUCUGGCUUCACCUCCUGUUGGCCUCUCUGCCUUGUGCCCUACCAUCCUCAGUGAGCAUCAGACCAGAGCCCACCUGGCCUAUCAUUAUUUUGAAAGGAUUUCAACUAUUGAAUUUAUUGAAUAAUUUAUUACGGUCAAAGGCCAGCUUUUGAAAACACAUUUGGGAGAACAACCCCGAAGUACAAAACAUAUAUAAAAAACUUUAUACAACAAUAAAAUUAAUAUUGGAUUUCAACUAUAAGCAGAUGCUUAUAGUUGGACAGCUGGGUGUGGACUAGGGAUUCUGUGGCCCUCCAGAUUUUGUUGGACUCCCAACUCCCACUGGCACUGCCCAGCAUAGCCAAUCAUCAGGGAUUAUGGGAGUUGGAGUCAGGGUGGGGUGGGGCACAUGUUCCCUAUCCCUGCACUAGGCAGGCCACCUGAAGCCAUCUGGUGAUCUACAACUGGACGACCUUCCACCGACUCCUGUUCCAUCCUGGUAUCUCACCAUUCACCCAUCUUCUAAUGCAUGUAAGGAAUUAACUUAUCCGCACCUCAAAAUCCAUCCUGAAAUGCACUGGCCCAAAUCCGCUUCCCAGUACAUCUCCUAAUCCUCUCUUUCCAUGGGUAUAUUCAUUCCCAUCUCUAAAGCAUCGCAAUAGGAGACAAAAAAGAGGAGGAGAUACGUGCUGACCUUGAGCAGAGAUAACGCACCAUGUUGACUCUUCACUGGCUUUGUAAAUUUGCCACUGAGCUUCCAUUGAUGCCCUGCUCUUUGGGGGUUUAAAUUUGUUUCAAAGCUGCAGAGGGGAAAAUAUAUAUACUAAUUUGUGUUAACAACAGGGGUGUGUGAGUGAGUUUUGUCUUUGGCAAGUUCCAGCUAUGGCAUGGCUUGGGCUGCCUGGGAGGAGCUUCCACAGUGGAAUGCCGGCUUUUUCAAGUGCCUUCACUAAUUUUUGUGCAAAGUUAAAUGGAUCAUGAAGACACAUGAUUCCUGUAAAAAGGAGUGGGGAGGGGAGAGACAUGUUCAGCUACAACAGACCUGCACAGCCUGCGGCUCUCUUGACUAAACACAGUCCAUCAAGGAACAUAGUUUAUGUUGCAUACCUGCCCUUCACACAAUCUGGACAGCUAACAAAAAUACAAAACACCAUAAUUGCAAUAAAGCAAUCUUAAAACCAACAAGGAAGAAAACCACACAAGUUAAAUGUGAGUUGUAGACAUUCAAAGUCUGAGUGCAGUAAAACCUUUAAAACUAAGGGCCCUCCUGAUGCCCCUUUUAUUGAGCAUCCAUAAUUAUUUGUAGUCAUGGUGCUGUUGGGGCAGUCAUAAAUGAUCCCUCUUUCAACCUAUAAAGGUUUUGGGGUGGUUAGACUGCUUCAUUUCCAAUCAGUGCAUAUCUUGUAACUUCCUGCUGAAAUUUCUCAUACUACAAACAUGGGGGCGGGUGGUGUUGUCCCACUUUUGUUGUGCUACUGUCUGUCUGGACAGUGAUCCUGUGGUAGCACUGGGGAAGCAUUCUAGAACAUCUAAUGAAGCAGAAUAAAUCCAUACUAAUGCAAUAUUAUUGUAUCGAUAACGUUUUGCAGAAUGCCGUCACAAUGGAGGGGGGAGGUUAAUGAGAUAUACAGGUAACAAAAGGAUGGGUCUGCACAAAUGCAGUUCUGUGUACUUAAGCUCUUUUUCGGUUCAAGGUAAAGAUUAAUGAAGCAGGUGGAUUUUGAGAGGGAUGAAGACCAGCAAGGAGGGGAAAAUGGGCAGAAGUGUUUAUGAGACAAGACUUGUAGGUAGCAGGUUGUGGUGGAAAUACUCUCCAGGGGUGUGGCUAGCCUGUGGUUUGACUGCAACUCCCAUUACCAACUCACCACUGGCUGGGAGGGAGUGAUGGGUCUGUUGGAAACACCAGGUGGAGAAAAGCAGGUUAGCCACCCCUGCUCUAUGCAACUCUGCUUCUUGAAGAAGAAAAAGAGCACCAUCUCCCCAGCUGGGACACAGCAACCAUCUCCAGGGACCCCGAUUCUUAGCACUCUCUCAUCUCAUCCCACACACAACACGAUUCCUUUGCCAGAGCUGUUAGGGGACUCCCGGAGAAUCUGUCCAAGGACAGCCUUGGCUCUUGCUCUCCCUUGAAGUGCUGGUGGUGGAGGCUGCCUAUCUCCCAACAUCUCUCCCACCCCUUUUCCCACAUCCUUCAGUAGAGCCAUCAAAGGAGUCAGUGGCGACUUUAUCUGCUCCAUCAAGUCACAGUCUCUGGAGGUCUGCAGAAUGAGAUCAUCGCUCCCCACGCAGUCCCCUCCUCUGCAGAUAAGGGGCUGGCAUGAGUGCUGGGAACAAGGUUGCAGAAGGCAGGAAGAGGAGGAUUGGCUGCAGUGCCUCCCUCUCUCCUGGGCUCUGGCCCAAACAUGGGUUUCAUUCCAUACCAGCAGCGGGUAGCACAGGCUGACCUACUGAGACAGACCCUUCUGGGGCUAAUAAGGAAGAAAAGCACGUUGCUGCUGCUGGGUGGGUCAGUAGGUUUCUCGAUCAAAGACAGAUGAUCUCUCUGUGUCAUAUGUUCUGAAAAUGCAGGACUCACUUCACUGCUUUCUGCCACAGGCGCCUUGCAAGGACAUGGGCAACUUAUAUACAGGCUGAACUGUGGAUAAGUGAGAGUCUAGAGAAAAUCCAGGUUUUGGAUUUACCAAAACCAAAGAAGCCAACAUCCUGGGACCAUGAUGAGGAGACUUAGGGUAUACUUUGCAUACAGUGCACACCACCUGCUAGCUUCUGAAGCCACAUUCACACCACAAUCCAUAUUGAGCUCAUAGCUUCUUGGCAAAUACUGGUUUGAUGCAUUCGCUACCUUUGAUCUGACAAUAAAAGCUGGAUGUGGAGUAUUAAUGGGAAAAUACCCUAACAUCAAUUGUGCAUGUGCAGAUGAGCGCAGGUGGCAGGUGUCUGGAGGGACACGGAAAUCACAAAGUUCAUGCACAUAAAGUUAAGACAUCCUUGCCUCCUCUCUGAUGUGAACAACACUGUGCAAAUGAGGCCUGAACAGCAGCCGGGGGUGGUGGAGGAAUGGCCUUGCUGCUGUGUGUUUUUCACUUCUCUCUCUGUUGUUGGAAGGGCUGCAAAUGCACCAGAUCUUAUCCCAUGAAAAUAGGCAGAAUAUACACUGUGCAAUAUGCAUAUCAGCCUAAUGCAUGUGUACUCAGUAGGCUGUCAAUGGGGGAUUUGUUGUUGUUGUUUAGUCGUUUAGUCAUGUCCGACUCUUCGUGACCCCAUGGACCAGAGCACGCCAGGCACUCCUGUCUUCCACUGCCUCCCGCAGUUUGGUCAGACUCAUGUUCAUAGCUUUGAGAAAACUGUCCAACCAUCUCAUCUUCUGUCGUCCCCUUCUCCUUGUGCCCUCCAUCUUUCCCAACAUCAGGGACAGGUCUUUUCCAGGGAGUCUUCUCUUCUCAUGAGGUGGCCAAAGUCUUGGAGCCUCAGCUUCAGGAUCUGUCCUUCCAGUGAGCACUGAGGGCUGAUUUCCUUCAGAAUGGAUAGGUUUGAUCUUCUUGCAGUCCAUGGGACUCUCAAGAGUCUCCUCCAGCACCAUAAUUCAAAAGUAUCAAUUCUUCGAUGAUCAGCUUUCUUUACGGUCUAGCUCUCACUUCCAUACAUCACUACUGGGAAAACCAUAGCUUUAAAUAUGUGGACCUUUGUAGGCAAGGUGAUGUCUUUGCUAUUUAAGAUGCUGUCUACGUUUGUCAUUGCUUUUCUCCCAAGAAGCAGGUGUCUUUUAAUUUCG
Messenger RNA from Zootoca vivipara (common lizard), 7345 nucleotides. It is a transcript of the gene GATA1, whose product is annotated as GATA binding protein 1. Gene Ontology annotation, molecular function: zinc ion binding; DNA-binding transcription factor activity, RNA polymerase II-specific; RNA polymerase II cis-regulatory region sequence-specific DNA binding. Gene Ontology annotation, biological process: positive regulation of transcription by RNA polymerase II; negative regulation of transcription by RNA polymerase II; cell fate commitment. Gene Ontology annotation, cellular component: nucleus. The record is from RefSeq and is a predicted model, not a curated record. Lineage: Eukaryota; Metazoa; Chordata; Lepidosauria; Squamata; Lacertidae.